ACCCUUAAAUGGGGCAGGAACGGCCCCAGCCCCUGUCCCAGGGAGCUCGCUGGUGCCCAGGCACUGCGCUGAGCACUUCCCAGGGACCGGCUGUGGGAAUCCGGCACCAUGGCAGUCAUCUCAUCAAAGGGGAAACUGAGGCCAGGAGUGGGGCUGUUGCUGGCCUGGCGUCUCCCAACACAUGGCAGGAUUACAUCUGCCCGAGAUGCGAGUCCGGUUUCAUCGAGGAGCUUCCGGAAGAGACCAGGAGCGCAGAGAAUGGCUCCGCCCCCUCCACAGCGCCCUCGGACCAGAGCCGGCAGCCCUUCGAGAACGUGGACCAGCACCUGUUCGCGCUGCCGCAGGGGUACGGGCAGUUUGCUUUCGGCAUCUUUGAUGACAGCUUUGAGAUUCCCACGUUCCCCUCGGGGGCACCGGCAGAUGAUGGCAGGGACCCCGAGAGCCGGCGGGAGAGAGAGCAGCAGUCCCGGCACCGGUAUGGGGCGCGGCAGCCCCGAGCCCGCCUCACCCCGCGGCGCGCCACCGGCCGGCACGAAGGCGUCCCUACGCUGGAAGGGAUCAUCCAGCAGCUGGUCAACGGCAUCAUCACUCCGGCUACCAUCCCCAAUCUAGGCCUGGGUCCCUGGGGUGUCCUGCACUCCAACCCGAUGGACUACGCCUGGGGGGCCAACGGGCUGGAUGCCAUCAUCACGCAGCUCCUCAAUCAGUUCGAAAACACGGGCCCCCCGCCCGCAGACAAAGAGAAAAUCCAGGCCCUCCCCACCGUCCCUGUCACCGAGGAGCACGUAGGGGCUCCCCGCUCCCACAGGCUCUGGGCUGGAGUGCCCCGUGUGCAAGGACGACUACGGGCUGGGCGAGCGCGUGCGGCAGCUGCCCUGCAACCACCUGUUCCACGACGGCUGCAUCGUGCCCUGGCUGGAGCAGCACGACAGCUGCCCCGUCUGCCGUAAGAGCCUCACAGGACAGAACACAGCCACCAACCCCCCGGGCCUGACCGGGGUGACCUUCUCCUCGUCCUCGUCCUCGUCCUCCUCCAGCUCGCCCAGCAAUGAAAACCCAGCAAGCAACUCCUGAGUCCCCGCCGGUCCCCAGAGAGCACAGGACCCCGCCCAGCACCAGGCCUCGCUGGCACGGGGACGCAACGUCAGGUGCCCGGAGGUGCCCCACCUGCCUCUGCUUCCGCGGACUCCGGGGCGCUGCGCCCCGGCCGGGCAGAGGCUCGGAGGACCCACCGCUCUGGGCUGCGGAAGAAGCUGGCGCCCCAGGGACGUCCGCACGGGCCAGGCCAGAGGGGUGCAGGGCACGCGUCGCCCCGGGCGUUCCCGGCCUCCUUGUCCCAUGUGUCUCUAACCUCGUCCUCUACGUGUUCAACAGCAGAAAGGUUUUUAUAAUUUUAAAUUAUUAUUGCUUUGAAAUAAACGGACGUUAGCUCACA
Pteropus alecto (black flying fox) is the source of this 1435-nucleotide messenger RNA. RefSeq names its product ring finger protein 126 (gene RNF126). Gene Ontology annotation, biological process: protein ubiquitination. Gene Ontology annotation, molecular function: ubiquitin protein ligase activity. Bases 9 to 950 code for a protein of 313 amino acids. Gene Ontology annotation, cellular component: cytoplasm. The record is from RefSeq and is a predicted model, not a curated record. The transcript is spliced from 9 exons. Lineage: Eukaryota; Metazoa; Chordata; Mammalia; Chiroptera; Pteropodidae.